Molecule: messenger RNA, 2427 nt
Organism: Callorhinchus milii (elephant shark)
Lineage: Eukaryota; Metazoa; Chordata; Chondrichthyes; Chimaeriformes; Callorhinchidae
Product: carabin
Exons: 15
Coding region: 44-2017 (657 amino acids)
Source: RefSeq, a predicted model, not a curated record
GGGGAGGUUUGUAAUUAAAACCCACACAAAAACACCCAAACCAAUGAGCAGGUCCAGCCAUUCCCGGCCACACUGUUUCCUGGGUUUCGACCAGUUCGGCUUCGCUGUGUUUCGCAGAUCUUCUGACAGGUGGAAACAGGAGCAUCGCAGCCACGACUACAGUUACCCAAGGAUAAGUGCUUCAAAAAUAGAAGCAUGGAAAGAACUACUUUGCAACUGGGAUGAAGCUAGUACAUCUUGCACAAAUAAGAUUCGUGUUCUCCUGGAAGAAGGUGUCCCUCUCCAACUGCGCUGCUUUGUGUGGAAAUGUUUACUGGGCAGUGACCUGUGUAAAGAAACCAAUGCCAUGACUUAUCAGGACUAUGUGUACGAGAUUCGCAAUCAGCUGGAUGAUCUCGGUGUGAACGGGUAUGGAGUCCGUCAGGCUAUUUCUGCACUGUGUAAUGCUGACUAUCAGAGAGGGAAAACACAAAGCAGAGUUCAACUCCAUCUACAGAAUCUGGAGUCUGACCAAAACCCAAAGGUUCACAUUGACGUCUUGAGACAGAUUGUUCUGGAUGUUGAAAGAUCCUUUCCCACUCACUGCUCUCUGAUGGGUGAAAAUCCUGAAGCUAAAGAGGGACAAGCAAAGCUUUUCAGGAUCCUGUCAGCAUAUGCCAAGCACAAUCCCCAAAUCGGCUACUGCCAAGGGAUGUCCUACAUAGCUGCCAUGCUGCUAAUCAACAUGCCAGAAGAGGAUGCUUUUUGGGCUCUGGUGGUCCUGCUGGAGAAGCCGAAGUAUCUUGCUGGAUUUUAUGAACACUCUCUGGAUACAAUUCAGAGGCACGCCAAGAUCUUUCAACAACUGCUCAAGCAUCGUAUGCCUAAACUCUGGCAGCACAUGGAACAUUUGGAGGUGGCACCAUUGCUGUUUAUAACCACUUGGUUUCUGACACUCUUUACAUCCUUGCCUUGCUGGGAUUCAGUCCUGGCUGUGUGGGACUUCAUCAUUCUCGAUGGUAUUAUUGUAAUAUACAACACUGGGCUGUGUAUCCUGAAGUUGUUGGAGCCCAGGCUACUGGUUAUGGCAGAUGUAUCCCCGCUCCUUCCCACAUUACUCCGGAUCCCUAUCGACAUCUCCCGGUAUAAUGUUCUGGUGCCAGCCUUGUGGAAGAGCAAAGUGCACAAAUGGGAACUGGAUUGCAUGCAGAGUGUUGUUCUUGAAGAGGAGGAAGAACGAUUCUUUUCAGGAAAGCACAUGAGGCAAGUGUCCAACACACAGAAGGCAGCAGGAGGCAACAGGAAGAAUGCAAUGAAGGAAAAGGGAAUGCCUGGAGAGAGAUCAAUGCCAAAAGCAGUAACAGGAGCCAAACAACAGGACACAUUUAGGAAUACACUUGCCAAGAUGCUGAACACAGCACGGUGCUACCUUCAAGACUUGGGCCACUUACCCAAAAGCCCUGAACAAAACCUGUCCCCUGACAGAAGCCAGACUGCUCAUAGCUUUUCAACACAAAGUUCAUUGGCCAUCAACAGCAAAGGACAGGCAAGAAUCAGAAGAAACUCUCCGAACAGUUUUAAAGGGAUGAGAAAUAAAGCCAAACUCCAAGUAGUAAAACGGUUGAGGCGAGACACCAUUCAGUCAACCGUGGAUUUGGAUAAGGAUGUGGGAGAUAGCUGCCAAAGUUCUAAUUCUAAGCACACACAGACCAAGCCGGGGAGGAAAGAAGACAACAAAAGGGAAGUUCAACACUGUAAAUCAAUGACUCCAAGACUUCUUCAAGAUGAGACUCCACAUCCAUCGGCGAGAGUGUAUCCAGCUAAGAAUGCAAGGUGUGAACCAGCAGCUGCACGACAUGACUCACCUUCUGGUUCAUCGCCCCUUCAGGCCAGGACUACCUACCUACGGAACGCCCUGCAAGCGAGAGAGAACGCAAUGAAAAAGUUCAGGACAUUGAAGGACAAAGUAACAGAAGAACCUUUGCCAUCCCUGCAGGUGAUCCACACGGAUGCUAAUCGCUCAGGCUCUAAGCUAUAAACUUGCUAAUGUAUAAACCUCCGAAUGUAUUUUUUUAAAAAGAAGUCUCUACUUUUAAAUCUGAUCGAUUGUGAUAGUAUAUUUAAAAAAUAAACUACCUUAGAAUAAAAAAUGCACUCACUAGUACUUUAGGUAAUCAUAAUUAAUGACAUUUGAACAUUUUUAGAAAUAAAAUGUAACAAUAGCUAUGUUUAGUUUUAUUCAGUGAGAUUAUUACUAUUAUCGUAAUGCAAUAAUUAUUAUUCACUUAUUUGUAGAAACUGAUUGACCCCAAGAAUUAACUCAUUUAUUUAUAAAAGAUCCAAUGUACUAACAGAGAAUAAUUGAUGUAACUUGUUCGGAUGGUAGCAAAGGCACUGUACAACAUAUUUUUAAUUAGAAUCCUACAUGGAGAUUAAACGUGAUCAAUU